Molecule: messenger RNA, 1064 nt
Organism: Diospyros lotus (date-plum)
Lineage: Eukaryota; Viridiplantae; Streptophyta; Magnoliopsida; Ericales; Ebenaceae
Product: basic endochitinase-like
Exons: 3
Coding region: 59-856 (265 amino acids)
Biological process (GO): cell wall macromolecule catabolic process; carbohydrate metabolic process; defense response to fungus
Molecular function (GO): chitinase activity
Source: RefSeq, a predicted model, not a curated record
UCCUCCAUCCCAGCCAAGCCAAACUUAUCGGUACUAGCAAAGAGAGAAAAAAAAAAAAAUGAGGUUGUUGUGGGCACUAGCCUUGUGCUGCGUUAUCUCCCUGGUGGGAGAGUCGGCGGCCCAAGACAUUGGUUCUCUUAUCAACAAAGACCUCUUCGAGAAGAUGUUGAAGCAUCGCAAUGAUGGCAAUUGCCAGGGCAAAGGGUUCUACACUUACGAGGCUUUCAUAGCUGCGGCCAAGUCUUUCGGAGCUUUUGGAACCACUGGAGAUGUCAACACCCGCAAAAGAGAGAUUGCCGCUUUUCUUGCUCAGACUUCCCACGAAACUACCGGUGGGUGGCCGACUGCACCAGAUGGCCCAUAUGCAUGGGGGUACUGUUUUCUUAAAGAACAAGGCAAUCCCCCUGACUACUGUGUUCAAAGUCAACAGUGGCCUUGUGCUCCUGGCAAGAAGUACUUUGGACGAGGCCCUAUCCAAAUCUCAUACAACUUCAAUUAUGGUCCAGCCGGGAAGGCCAUAGGGUCGGACCUGUUGCAUAACCCAGACCUCGUUGCAACCGACGCAACCAUAUCCUUCAAGACAGCCUUCUGGUUCUGGAUGACUCCACAGUCACCGAAGCCUUCAUGCCAUGACGUCAUUACCGGCAAAUGGAGGCCCUCUCCGGCGGAUACAGCAGCCGGCAGGGUGCCUGGCUAUGGGGUGAUCACCAACAUCAUCAAUGGCGGAAUCGAAUGCGGGAAAGGCGCUAAUGCGCGGGCUGAAGACCGGAUUGGAUUCUACAAGAGAUACUGUGACAUUUUGGGCGUGAGCUAUGGCAACAAUCUCGACUGCAACAACCAGAAGCCUUUUGCUUAGGCUUAAUUAGCCCCCUCAGUUGCUGCUGAUACCGCUUUGCUGGGCCAAUGAUUAAAUAAAAAUGGCUUCCAACGCCAUGUUAAUUACUACUAAACAAGGGCAUCAAUAAGUGACUGUGAUUCUUCAUAUCACAGGAAUCUAGUGUGUACGCGAUGUACUUGCAUGCAUCAUAUAUGAAUAAAAAUAUUCAGUAUUUGCGACAUGUUCA